Gossypium arboreum is the source of this 2893-nucleotide messenger RNA. RefSeq names its product protein NRT1/ PTR FAMILY 2.11-like. The transcript has 8 exons. The record is from RefSeq and is a predicted model, not a curated record. Gene Ontology annotation, cellular component: plasma membrane. NCBI's taxonomy places the organism in Eukaryota, Viridiplantae, Streptophyta, Magnoliopsida, Malvales, Malvaceae. Gene Ontology annotation, biological process: transmembrane transport. Bases 845 to 2653 code for a protein of 602 amino acids. Gene Ontology annotation, molecular function: transmembrane transporter activity.
AAAUUGGAAAUAGAAUAAAAGUUAGUAGUUAAAAAUGAUGUAAUUGAAAAAUCUAGCCAUUUCUUCAUCUUUUCUCAGCCAAAAACUCCAUAGCAGGUCUCCUAUGCUGGUUUUUCGUAUUUUUGCACCAUAUCAAGAACCCGAAGUAAAUCGUGGAAAAGAGAAAAUAGCAGAUUAGUCCCUGAACUUGUACGACUUUUGCGAAUUUGCCCAGGUGGAACGACGGAUUUGAGUACUUUCGUUCAGUGACUAAGACGAAUUGACGGUAAAGACCAUGAUUGGACCAUUGCAACAUAUGAUAUGUGAUUUCCGUAUAAGACCAUAGCUGGGCUAUGGCAUCAGUGUGAUAUGUGCUUCCGUAUAAGACCAUAACUGGACUAUGGCAUCAGUGUGAUGUGAUUAUGUGCUUCCGUAUAAUACCAUAUCUGGGAUAUAGCAUCAAUGUGAUAUGUGCUUCUAUGUAAGACCAUAUUUGGGAUAUGGCAUCAGUGUGAUAUGUGAUCCGUGUAAGACCAUGGCUGGGCUAUGGCUUCGGUGUAUGAUAUAUGAUUAUGUGCAAGACAAUAGUUAUACUAUGGCAUUGUGAAAACGAAGUACUCAAUUCCGUAACUGUUCCUAAAAUUGAUUAAGAAAAAUAAGCGAUAAAUGGACCCAAGAGAUUGAAAUUGAUUAUUUAUUGAUAUUGAGCUCAAUGAAGUGAAAUUUGUCAUUGAUUUUGUGAUUGACAGGAAGAAUUGGUGAAAUUAUAUAUUGUAUAAUUAUUAUACGAUUUUUGAUUGACGUGAAAUCGGUGGAUCGGAUCAACACAUCAAGGCACACUAUCUAGAUUACUUUGAGGAAAAAGAUGGAUGACAGAAUGAACAAGAGUGACAAAGAAGCCAUGGAGAAGGAGGAGAAAGCUACCGUCGCAACAAAUGAUGAGCCUGAAAUCAACUACAGGGGAUGGAAAGCCAUGCCAUUUAUUAUAGGGAAUGAAACCUUUGAGAAACUGGGAGCCAUUGGUACCUUAGCCAACUUGUUGAUCUACCUCACUACCGUCUUCAACUUAAAGAGUAUUACAGCUGCAACUAUGAUUAAUGUCUUCAAUGGUACUACAAAUUUCGGAACCCUGGUCGGAGCUUUCCUCUGCGAUACUUACUUUGGCCGCUACAAAACCUUGGGAUUUGCUACAGCUGCCUCUUUCUUGGGAUUGCUAGCAAUACAACUAACAGCAGCCAUCCCAGAGUUGCAUCCUCACCGGUGUGCAGCAAAAGAGAGUGGGGAAUGCGAAGGGCCAACAACAGGGCAACUGGCAUUUCUACUAAUGGGUUUGGGGUUAAUGAUUGUGGGAGCUGGGGGCGUUCGGCCAUGUAACUUGGCAUUUGGGGUGGACCAAUUCAAUCCAAAAACAGAAGCUGGAAAGAGAGGAAUCGACAGCUUCUUCAAUUGGUAUUUCUUUACCUUCACUUUUGCGCAGAUGGUAUCCUUAACCCUCAUCGUCUACAUUCAAUCAAACGUGAGUUGGGCUAUUGGCCUUGGGAUUCCUGCAACUCUCAUGUUUAUAGCUUGUGUGGUGUAUUUUGUUGGUUCCAAAAUAUAUGUCAAAGUUAAAGCUACUGGUAGUCCAAUGACCAGUGUAGCACAAGUAAUAGUGGUAGCUAUCAAGAAAAGGAAAUUAAAACCUGUGGAGCAGCCUUGGCUCUCCCUUUUCAAGUAUUUUCCUCCCAAGUCUAUCAACUCCAAACUUCCCUAUACCGACCAAUUCAGAUUCUUGGACAAAGCAGCUAUUGUGACACCCCAAGAUGAAAUAAAGGGUGAUGGAUCACCAGCGGAUCCAUGGAGACUGUGCAGCUUGCAGCAAGUAGAAGAAGUGAAAUGCCUGUUUAGAGUGCUUCCUAUAUGGGCAUCACAAAUCAUGUAUUGUGUUACCCUUGUUCAACUGCAUACCUAUGCCGUGUUCCAAGCCGUUCAAUCUGAUAGACGCCUCGGAAAUAGCAACUUUAAGAUCCCAGCUGCAUCCUAUGUUGUCUUCAUGAUGCUUAGCCUGACCAUUUUCAUACCCGUAUACGAUCGAGCUAUCGUCCCAUUCCUUCGAAAAAUCAGAGCGAAAGAAGGGGGCAUUACAAUCCUACAGAGGAUCGGUAUUGGGAUGUUUGUCUCCAUAUUCACCAUGCUUGUGUCUGGGAUGGUAGAACAGCACCGAAGAAGCAUAGCUCUGACGAAACCGACCCUAGGAGUUGUGCCAAGGAAAGGUGCCAUUUCGUCAAUGUCAGCCUCGAUUUUAAUCCCUCAAUUCAUACUUGGUGGACUGACGGAAGCGUUUGCAUCCAUUGGCCUCAUUGAAUUCUACUACAAGCAGUUCCCUGAAAACAUGAAAAGCAUCGGAGGGUCUCUAUUCUACUGUGGGUUGGCAGGUUCAAAUUAUUUCAGUAGCUUGUUGAUCUUUAUAAUUCAUCGAACAACAAACCGCACAACCACCGGAAACUGGUUAAAGGAGGAUCUGAAUAAGGGAAGAUUGGAUUACUAUUAUUACAUAAUUGCUGGCCUAGGAAUCUUAAACUUGGGCUACUUUUUGUUAUGCGCAAGUUGGUAUAAGUACAAAGGAAACAGCGACAACACCCCUGAGCUUGAACUUCACGUUAAUGGCGAGAAACAACAGUUAGAUAAACCUUAGUCUUAUGUUGAAUUGUAUUCAUAUAUAGAUGAUGUAUAGGUAGCUAGCUUAGAUGAAAACCCUUUAUUUCUUUAGCUUUAGAUUAUAAGAUCCAACAAGAAUAUGCAGUUGUAGGACUGAAGAGAAGCAGGAUAAUUUCAAGAGAUUUUGAUGUUGCAUCUAAUUCAUAUUCUAUUGACAUGUUCCUACGAAACAAGAAAAAUAAAAAGGAUAAUGAGAAGCCAAAAUUCUUUAUCCUCA